Messenger RNA from Pneumocystis jirovecii RU7, 3288 nucleotides. RefSeq names its product rRNA-processing protein UTP22. The coding region runs from base 1 to 3288 and encodes 1095 amino acids. Gene Ontology annotation, biological process: rRNA processing; tRNA export from nucleus. NCBI's taxonomy places the organism in Eukaryota, Fungi, Ascomycota, Pneumocystomycetes, Pneumocystales, Pneumocystaceae. Gene Ontology annotation, cellular component: small-subunit processome; UTP-C complex; CURI complex. The record is from RefSeq and is a predicted model, not a curated record. The transcript is spliced from 10 exons.
AUGCUAGAAAAUGAAUUUGAAGAUAAAAACUCAAGUGAUACGUCUUUGGAAAUUGAUACAGAUAUAGACAAAAGUCAUCUCUUUAGUAAUCAGAAAAAUUCCAUAGAAGGCAAAAAACAUAAAAAAAACUUUCUUACUCAAAAAGAAUUAGAAGAUUUAAAAAAAAAUGAGAAUCUAUUUAAAUCAAAUUACUUCAAAUUGCAAAUAAACGAAUUGCUACAUGAAGUAACGCUAGAUUUUAGCAAUAUAAAAGACGUACAAAAUCAUAUAUCUGAAAUUACAAAUAUAAUAGAAAAUAUACCAGACAAAGAAGAAAAUGAUAUAAAUUUUAUUAUAAAAGAAAUGGAAGAGCUUAAUAUUUGUAUACCAUUUCCUGAACCAAAGCCUUCUAAAGAUUCAAAAUAUAAAUUUUCAUAUUAUAAACCGAUAAGCAUUAAUGUUAUAGGAAGUUUUUCCUUAAAAACAUCAGUCAAAGAGGAAGAACUUAAUAUCGAUUUAGCUGUUGAAAUGCCCGAGAAAAUAUUUCAAAAAAAAGACUACAUGAAUUAUCGUUACUUUUAUAAACGUUCUUACUAUUUAGCAUCUCUUGCAGCAGGCAUAAAAAAAUCUCAUCAGUUUAAAGGAAAACAGUCUUUUCAGAUUUUAAAUGGAGAUGGAUUAAAACCAAUAAUAGUAGUAUCAUAUAUAGAAGAUAAUAAAACUCUUGGUUAUAAAAAAAAAUGGAAUAUUUUUAUUAUACCAUCACUUUCUCAAAAUGUAUUUCAAUCACAUAAACUUUUUCAAAACAAAUCUUGCAUUACCUUUUCAAACUGUCCAACUCCUAAUUAUAACUUUUCUAUUUUGUCAGAUUCUACAAUUCAUCAACAUCAUAUGAUACAACAUUCUUAUUUGCAAUCCUGUCCAGCAUUUAAAGAUGCAUCUAUCCUAGGUAAAGUGUGGUUAAAAAGAAGAGGAUUCACUUCUCGGAAAAUAGGUUUUGGAAGUUUUGAAUGGAAUAUGAUUAUUAUAUAUACUUUACAACAAAGAGAAAACCAGCUUUUUCAAGAAUAUAGCUCUUAUCAUCUUUUCAAAAUGGUACUGAAUUUUUUAACAACACAAAAUCUAUUAGAAAGCCCUGUGUAUAUGAAUCCUCAAAAAUAUACCAUUGAUUUAUCAAAAAAAAAACCAUACUUUUUUACAUUUAAUGGUAUAAAUAUUUUAGAAAAAUUAUCAUAUUUCGAUUUUAAACUAAUACAACUAUAUGCAUCAAUUACAUUAAAAUCACUGAAUGAUUCUACUGAAGAUUACUUCAAAUCGGUCUUUCUUGAAAAAGUAGAUAUUAUUCCUCUUCAAUUUGAUUGUUAUUAUAGUAUUCCUAUUCCAAAAAAUUGGGCUGAAUUAUCAAAAGAUUAUUUAUACCAAGUUUCAUUAAAACAAAAAUCUUUUACACUAAAACUUAUAAACACUAUUAAAGAAGCACUUGGAGAUAGAGUAUUUCAAGUUGUCUCACUAAUAGAUUUAGAAAAUAUAAUAUGGGAUCUAAACUUAGAGCCUCCUUUGAAUCCUAUAUCAAAUGAGAUUUACAUAGGAAUUCUUAUCAACCAAGAAAAUUCUCAAAGAAUUGUAGAGCGUGGUCCAUCUCCAGAACAUGUUGAUGCAAUCAAAAAAUUUAAACAAUUUUGGGGAGAAAAAUCAGAACUUCGAAGAUUUAAAGAUGGAAAUAUUUUAGAAAGUGUAAUAUGGGAUGUUAAAAAUAGACUUUGGCUUAUCAAAGAUAUUAUAGAAUUUGCUAUCAACCAUCAUAUUGAAAACAAUUUAUCUAAAAAAUGUCAUUUUUUUGGCGCAGAAUAUGAUAAAUAUAUUGAUUCACCAAAAGCAAAUUGGCCUAUAGAAUUUUCACAAAUCAAAACAGCAUUUGAUUCACUAGUAAAACAAAUAAAAAGUAUUGAAAAUUUCCCACUUCAGAUAUCUUCUGUAAUGCCUUGCAGUGAAUUCUUAAGAUACACAACUUCUAAUUUUCCUUUCUUUUUGGAGACAAAUAGUUUCGAAAAAUGCUACAUGGAACCAUGUGAUAUUAUUAUUAAGUUCGAAAGUUCAGGGAAAUGGCCAGACGAUCUUAAAGCUAUCCAAAAAACUAAACUAGCUUUUUUAAUUAAAUUAUCAGAAGAAUUAUCUCAAAAAAACAACAUAACUUCAAGAAUUGGGUUAGAAAAUAUUGAUGCAGAAUGUUUAAAUUCAGGAUUUCUAGACAUUAAAUAUAAAAACUUUAUAUUUCGCUUAAGAAUUCAUCAUGAUAGAGAAAAAACUCUUUUGCAAAAAGAUUUAAAAAAUACAACAUCUUCUCCAUACCGACGUGAUAUAUUAAAAAAAGGAUUAAAACUAUAUGAUGAAACAUAUGUAUGGAAACCAACUCAUACUUUAAUUUUUCAGGAUCUAUGUCAUAAAUUUAAAGCAUUGUCACUUUCUAUUCGCUUGACAAAAAAAUGGUUUCAUUUUCAUUUAUUAUCAUUUCAUGUCCCAGAAAUAUUAAUAGAGCUUAUCGUUGCUGAAGUAUUUAUCAAUUCAGCGCCCUGGACUCCACCAGCUACUGCAAAUAUAGGAUUUCUUAGAUGUUUAUAUAUGCUUGCAUCAUGGGAUUGGAGAUCAAAUCCAUUAAUAAUCAAUCUUUCAGGAAACAUGUCUUCUGAAACUUAUAAACUAAUACAAAACGAGUUCUCAACUUUUAGAAAACAAGACCCUGGAAUUAAUUCCGGUGCUAUGUAUAUUGCAUGUGGUUAUGAAGAUAACUAUUAUACAUGGAUUUGGAAUAAACCUAGUCGUGCUAUUUCCGGAAGAAUUACUAUACUAGCAAAAAAAUCUUUAGAUAUUCUUAAACUAAUGAACAAAAAAAAAAUCUAUAAAGCUUUUUUACCUUCUUUAAAAGAUUUCGAUUUUAUUAUUUAUCUUAACAAAACCUCAGAAAUUACAACAUCAAAAAUAUUUGAACAAACCAUAUUUCCUGAACCAGAUAUAAUUGAUAUGUUUGUAGAACAACUUGAGAAUACUUAUAAUGAUUCUUUUAUUUUUUUUUAUAAUAAACUAGAAAAAUCAGUAAUUACAGGAGUUAUUAAUCCUCAUAUCAUUUCAGAAAAAUCUUGGAGAAUAAAUCUAGAAUUUUCAUCUAUGCCAAUACAAAGUAAAAAAACAAAAAAUCAAAAUAUGAUAUGUGCGAAUAUUCUAUCUAUGCUUGGAGAAAUAGAAAGACUUGGAGGCAAUCUUAUAAAAAAAAUCGAUAUAAAAAAUCUUGACUAUAUAAAUAAUAUUGAAUAA